Python bivittatus (Burmese python) is the source of this 861-nucleotide messenger RNA. The record is from RefSeq and is a predicted model, not a curated record. Lineage: Eukaryota; Metazoa; Chordata; Lepidosauria; Squamata; Pythonidae.
AGGCGAGGGGCCAUGGCCGAAUUAUGCCUUACCUUUGGGGACAAGGAAUAGAUGAGGAUCUGAUAGAAAUCAUGCCUCAUGUGGAAAAACUAGUAGUUCUACUCCAAGAACACCUGUAUUGUCCGUAAGUGCAAGAAAAAUUAAAGAUAAUGCAGCAGACUGGCACAACCUAAUGAUGAAAUGGGAAACCUUGAAUGAUAAUGGAUUUUCUAUUGCCACCAAGAUUGUGAACAUCAAAAACGCUACCCGGUUUAAUGACAGCACAUUGGAGAUAGAACAUACUGAAGAUUCCUCUGACUGUGAAAGACUGCCACUUGACUAUAACAUGGAACUGGAGCAGUGCUGUGCAGAACUACUUGGGAUUUUUAACAAUUUGGCCAAAAUACACGAGAAAAUGGAAAAACUCUGUUCAACAACUAAAGGGGUCUGUGACUUAGAAACAUACCAUCAUGCAGCAGAACACAAGGCACCAUUAUUUCACACAUGGCCUGUUUCCUAUUUCUAUGACGUCUCUGUCAAGCUCUUAGACAUGUAUUCACAAGAACUAAAACUCAAGCAAACCAUUGUGGAAGAAAUUGCUCAUACUGCUGACCAAGAUCUAUUGAUGGUCUAUUUAUCAUCAUGGUUAUAUCAGCCCUACAUUGACAACAGCAAUAUAGUACUGUUAGAAAGUAUGUUGUUAGAAACAGGGCACAGGCAGCUCUAAUCUUACCUAUUUAUUAGAAUUAUCACCUUAAUUUUAAACCUUCCUUUCAGUAGCAAGACAUACAAUGCUAAUAUUGUUACAGAUUUAUGAUUUUAUUACACUGUACUUAGUUGCAGCUUAUUUUUAAUAAAAUUCUUGCAUUUUUAUGAUUUAUA